Erythranthe guttata (spotted monkey flower) is the source of this 1973-nucleotide messenger RNA. Its product is annotated as T-complex protein 1 subunit epsilon. The record is from RefSeq and is a predicted model, not a curated record. Gene Ontology annotation, molecular function: ATP-dependent protein folding chaperone; ATP hydrolysis activity; ATP binding. Gene Ontology annotation, biological process: protein folding. Lineage: Eukaryota; Viridiplantae; Streptophyta; Magnoliopsida; Lamiales; Phrymaceae.
AAACCACGUUUGAGUAGUACAGUAUUACGGUACUCCCACUCUCACUAGGGCAACUUCUCCGCCCUCGAACCCACUCUCAGGCACUCUCUCACUUACAUUUCCCAGUCGGAUCCAGUUGAGGAUCCGAUUAACCCGACCCGUAUUCGGCCCGAUGGCGUUGGCUUUCGAUGAAUAUGGCCGGCCGUUCAUCAUACUGAGGGAGCAGGACCAGAAAACCAGAUUGCGGGGCCUCGAUGCGCAGAAGGAGAACAUUGCCGCCGGUAAAGCGGUGGCUCGGAUCCUCCGGACCUCGCUCGGACCCAAAGGCAUGGAUAAGAUGCUUCAGAGCCCCGACGGCGACGUCACCAUCACAAAUGAUGGUGCAACGAUCUUGGAGCUGAUGGAUGUUGACAAUCAGAUUGGUAAACUCAUGGUUGAACUUUCACGGAGUCAAGAUUAUGAAAUUGGUGAUGGAACAACUGGAGUUGUUGUCAUGGCUGGUUCACUUCUAGAACAAGCAGAAAAGCUAUUAGAACGUGGAAUUCACCCUAUUCGAAUUGCAGAAGGAUAUGAGAUGGCUUCCAGGAUAGCUUUUGAGCAUUUGGAGCGUAUAUCACAUAAGUUUGAGUUUACUGAAGCAGACAUGGAACCUCUGAUUCAGCCUUGUAUGACUACUUUAUCAUCCAAGAUUGUGAAUAGGUGCAAGCGUGCUAUGGCUGAGAUUGCAGUUAAAGCGGUCCUUGCUGUUGCAGAUUUAGAGAGAAAGGAUGUUAAUCUUGACCUAAUUAAAGUAGAGGGAAAAGUAGGAGGAAAGUUGGAGGAUACUGAACUAAUUUAUGGUAUUGUGGUUGACAAAGAUAUGAGUCACCCACAGAUGCCAAAGCAAAUCGAGGAUGCCAAAAUUGCCAUUUUGACUUGUCCCUUUGAGCCUCCGAAGCCAAAGACUAAACAUAAGGUUGACAUUGAUACAGUGGAAAAAUUCCAAACAUUACGUGAACAAGAGAGGAAAUACUUUGAUGAUAUGGUACAAAAAUGCAAGGAUGUUGGGGCUACCUUGGUUAUCUGCCAAUGGGGUUUCGAUGAUGAGGCGAACCACUUAUUAAUGCAUAGAGAGUUACCUGCUGUUCGAUGGGUUGGAGGCGUGGAGCUAGAACUGAUAGCCAUAGCUACAGGAGGGAGAAUCGUGCCAAGGUUUCAAGAGUUGACGACUGAUAAACUAGGCAAGGCUGGAAUAGUACGAGAAAAAGCAUUUGGAACCACUAAAGAUCGGAUGAUAUAUAUUGAGCACUGUGCAAAUUCAAGGGCUGUGACUAUAUUUAUACGGGGCGGGAACAAGAUGAUGAUAGAGGAAACCAAGCGCAGCAUACAUGAUGCUUUAUGCGUUGCUAGGAAUCUUAUUCGCAACAAUUCUAUAGUAUACGGUGGUGGCUCUGCUGAAAUUUCUUGCUCAAUCGCUGUCGAAGCAGCUGCAGAUAAACACCCAGGAGUUGAGCAGUAUGCAAUUAGGGCAUUUGCAGAUGCAUUAGAUGCUAUUCCAAUGGCUCUGGCAGAAAAUAGUGGUCUCCAGCCGAUCGAAACUUUAUCUGCCGUUAAAGCUCAACAAAUUAAGGAAAAUAACUCGUGCUGCGGCAUAGACUGCAACGACGUCGGCACAAAUGACAUGCGUGAGCAGAAUGUUUUCGAGACUUUGAUAGGAAAACAGCAGCAGAUUCUGCUAGCAACGCAAGUUGUGAAGAUGAUUCUAAAAAUCGACGACGUCAUCUCACCCUCUGAUUAUUGAGUUUUUUUGUUUUGUUUUCGAUAAUCAGACGCUUGAUUGAAACAAUUUUUGCUGUCUAGAAUUGUGCCGACUAUCUAUAUCAUUUUCUUUUGCUGAAAUGGUAGACUCUUAAUAUUUUUGAGCUUAUGUGGUGCUACUCCCUACUAAGUUUAUUUGUAAUGGCUUCAUUGAUUGUGUGUUUGAUAGAUUUUGAUAGCAUUAUUUUUCAUUCUGG